Quercus lobata is the source of this 495-nucleotide messenger RNA. Its product is annotated as proline-, glutamic acid- and leucine-rich protein 1-like. The record is from RefSeq and is a predicted model, not a curated record. The coding region runs from base 1 to 495 and encodes 164 amino acids. The transcript has 3 exons. NCBI's taxonomy places the organism in Eukaryota, Viridiplantae, Streptophyta, Magnoliopsida, Fagales, Fagaceae.
AUGGAGCUGAUAGGAGGUCAACAGGGAAAGUCUACACCUGCCCAAACAGUACCAUCGCAAGUUUCAUCUCUUCCAGCCAGGUCUCCUCCUCCAGUCCCCCGCCACCCUCCUCCAUCAUCUCCGCAAACAGCACCGCCAAGCACUGCCGAGCCAGAGAAGCGCAGAGAGCAGAAAGGUAAGGGGGUGGCAGAUGCGAGCAAAUCCCGUCCCACUCGAGAGGAGGAUGAUCUAACCGUCGCAAGGAAAAAGCUGCUGGUUGAGGAAGAAGCUCGCAAGAGUGCUGAAUCGUCAUCAGAGGGCUACCAGAAGCAGGCCGAGGAACAAGCCAAGCUUCUGCGCGAGGCGAAUGCUGAGCUGAAGAAAACUCAGGAGCAAGUUCUUGUUCUUAAGAAGCAUCUGGAAGAAACUCAGGGGUUAAGGGAGAGAGCCGAAAAGCUUAAAGAACAAGCCGAGAAAGCAAAAAUCGAGUCUGAGAAGGAUGUUAAUUUCCACUAA